Colletotrichum phormii is the source of this 1407-nucleotide messenger RNA. RefSeq names its product family 1 glycosyltransferase. Gene Ontology annotation, cellular component: endoplasmic reticulum. Lineage: Eukaryota; Fungi; Ascomycota; Sordariomycetes; Glomerellales; Glomerellaceae. Gene Ontology annotation, molecular function: mannosyltransferase activity. The coding region runs from base 1 to 1407 and encodes 468 amino acids. The transcript has 2 exons. The record is from RefSeq and is a predicted model, not a curated record.
AUGUCGUUGAUACCUCUUGUGUUAUCCAUCAUUGCCGGCGUCUGCACCACUCUUGUCGCAGCCCUCGGCAUCAACUUUCUCACAAAGCUGCUACCUACCCGCUACCAUGCGGCUGAGAACCCCAAAGAUGACCACAUCCAGAUAUUGGUUCUCGGCGAUAUAGGCCGUAGCCCUCGCAUGCAGUAUCAUGCGAUGAGCAUCAUGAAGCACGGUGGGAGGGUAGACCUUGUUGGCUACAAGGAGACUGCUCGCCAUCCCGAUCUUGUUGGCAACGAGAGAGUGGCUCUAUACCCAUUGCCGCCUCUUCCCACUGUCUUCAAAUGGAAUACCCUGCCAUUCCUCAUCAACAAGCCGGCCAAAGUUGUCUGGCAAGCCUACUCAAUCUUCUACGUUCUGGCGUACACCGCACCUCCGGCUCGAUGGAUUGUCAUUCAGAACCCCCCUUCUAUCCCGACACUGCACUUGGCUUUGCUAGUGUCUAUUCUGCGAGGAAGCCACCUGCUCAUUGACUGGCACAACUAUGGCUGGUCCAUCAUGGCUACUGGCCGCAGCCAGAAGAACCCACUCGUAUGGCUCUACAAGAAGUAUGAGAUGUACUUUGGCAGGGUGGUCCCCACGGCCAACCUCACCGUCACCGAUGCCAUGGCGCGGCAGCUCAAGGAGAAGCCGUAUAGCAACAAGAAACCUAUCUUCACCCUGCACGACCGGCCCGCCGAAGUGUUCCAGCCCAUCGCAUCGACCAAAGCCCGGCAAGAAUUUCUCUCGCAACUCAAGGAGACCAAGGAUGUCGCCGAUAGCAUCAUCGCCGGCACCACUCGCCUCAUUGUCAGUAGCACCUCAUGGACCCCCGACGAAGACUUUGGUCUGCUGCUGGACGCCUUGGUGGCCUACGCACACCCCGAAGAGGCUGUCACAGCGAACGGCGUCGGUCGGCCUCCGAUCCUGGCUAUCAUCACCGGCAAAGGUCCCCAAAAGGCCGAGUAUGAGGAAAAGAUCAAGAAUCUCCGCCUGGAAGGCAAGCUCCCUGGCAUCACUAUCCUGACCGCAUGGUUAUCAACCCGCGAGUACGCCACGCUGCUCUCAUGCGCCGAUCUUGGUGUCUGCCUCCACAAGUCCAGCUCCGGUGUCGACUUGCCCAUGAAGGUCGUUGACAUGUUCGGUUCGGGACUUCCUGUGGCUGCGUACUCUGCAUACGAAAGCUUCAGCGAGCUGAUCAAGGAGGGUGAGAACGGAUGCGGAUUUGAGACGGCCACUGAGCUGGCUGAGGUCUUGAUCAGGCUGCUCAGCGAGAGCGGCAAGGACGAGUUGAAGACUUUGAAGUCGGGGGCUAUCAAGGAGGGAAGCUUACGCUGGGAUGAGGAAUGGGAUCGCGUCGUUGGGCGGAUCGUGGGUGUAAUUGAUAGCUGA